GCUCGACAGCGGGCACCGCGUCAUCUGGCAAGGCAGUGGGCUCCGAGUCAACAGGCACGACAGUGGGCACACCGGGUCAUCAGGUACUGGAUUGUCUGGCUCGACAGCAGGCAUCGGGUCACCAGGUAUGACAGCGGGCACUGGGUCACCAGGCAUCAGGUCAUUUGGCUUGCCAGCGGGCACCGCGUCAUCUGGCAAGGCAGUGGGCACCGGGUCACCAGGCAUUGGAUCGUCUGGCUCGACAGCGGGCAUCGGGUCACCAGGCAUCAGGUCAUUUGGCUCGCCAGCGGGGCACCGCGUCAUCUGGCAAGGCAGUGGGCACCGAGUCACCAGGUACGACAGCGGGCUCUGAGUCAAUUGGCACGACAGCGGGCACCGGAUCAGGUACCGGAUCAUCUGGAUCAACAGCGGGCAUCGAGUCAACUG
This is a messenger RNA of Staurois parvus, 426 nucleotides long. The record is from the annotation of a GenBank genome assembly. Lineage: Eukaryota; Metazoa; Chordata; Amphibia; Anura; Ranidae.